Molecule: messenger RNA, 207 nt
Organism: Rodentolepis nana
Lineage: Eukaryota; Metazoa; Platyhelminthes; Cestoda; Cyclophyllidea; Hymenolepididae
Source: the annotation of a GenBank genome assembly
AUGACUAAUGCCAACGUGCGAGAUGCUUCAAUGUGGAUGAAAUGCGAUAUGAGCUCCAAUGGAAGCCUGGUUGCAGAAGAUCGGUGUCAAGUACUAAUACUCCGCCACCUCAUUCACCUUCUACCACUAUUCUUCCUCCUCGUUCUCCACCACCUCGCCCGCAUCCUCCUCCCCUCAAAUGCCAACAAACUCUGCAAAGCGCUCUAA